Messenger RNA from Wallemia mellicola CBS 633.66, 4209 nucleotides. Its product is annotated as PLP-dependent transferase. Bases 95 to 1390 code for a protein of 431 amino acids. Gene Ontology annotation, biological process: biosynthetic process; amino acid metabolic process. NCBI's taxonomy places the organism in Eukaryota, Fungi, Basidiomycota, Wallemiomycetes, Wallemiales, Wallemiaceae. The record is from RefSeq and is a predicted model, not a curated record. The transcript is spliced from 6 exons. Gene Ontology annotation, molecular function: transaminase activity; pyridoxal phosphate binding.
GUCGGGAGAAGUAAAAGAAUUGGAAACUAUCGUAAAUGAGAAAUUAAACGUCGUAGAGAGUAGAGAUCAGGAAGUUCCAUUGUCUAAAAGAGGUAUGGACAAUUACAAUAGAGUAGCAGGCAGGAUGGGAGCUUUCGAGAAAUUAAUGGCGGAUAUCUACGACGCAGAUAAAAAUCCCGAGGGUAUCAUAAACCUCGGUGUAGCAGAAUCAGGUUUGAUGGCAGAUGAGUUAAUUGAAUAUUAUAAUACACACUUCAAACUACGCGGCUUCGAUUUAACAUACGGAAACAGUUUGGGUACAUCGAUCGAACUCGGUAAUGCUAUGGCAGAUUUCUUCAACCGUAUACUCUCUCCAGUGAAACCAAUAAGACGUGGGGAUAUCGUAGUCGGCGUCGGUAUGUCAGCUGUAAUUUCACAACUUAGUUGGUAUAUCUGUGAACGUGGUGAAGGAAUGUUAAUUGGAGCACCAUAUUACAAUGGUUUCGAUGCUGAUCUUACUGCACAAUCCCAGGUUGUACCAGUUGAAGUACAAUUCAGAGACUCUGUCGACCCACUAUCGGUAACUGCAUUGGAGGAUUUCGAGAGAGUACUUCUCGAAUCUGAGAAAAAAGGCACAAAAAUAAGGGCUUUACUUGUAAGUUCACCACAGAAUCCUCUAGGUUGGAUUAUAUCACGCGAGACAUUGAUUGCAUACGGUAAAUUCGCCCAGAAGUAUAACAUUCACUUCAUUUGCGAUGAGAUAUAUGCUUUGUCGACAUUUAAGAGCAAAGAUGUACCAUCUCCACCAGAGUUCAUCAGUGCUGCUUCAAUAAAUUGGGAAGAACAUGGCGUUGACCCCUCAAGAGUGCAUAUUUUAGUAGGUGCUAGCAAGGAUUUCGCUAGUAAUGGUUUACGAGUCGGUGGACUUAUUUCGCAAUAUAAUAGGGAUCUCAUUAGUGCUCUCGCUACUAGUGCUAUUCUAAUGAAACUUUCUAGUCCGUCAGAUAUACUCUGGAGGACACUCCUCGCUGAUGAAAAGUUCAUGGAUUGGUAUAUUCCUGAAAAUCAAAGACGAUUGUCUGAUUCCUAUAAUUUCGCCACGGAUUGGUGUAAACGUUUAGGAAUCCCCUACGAGAAAGCAUGCGCUGGAUUCUUCUUCCUUAUCGAUCUCAGGGGAUACUUCCCAACGCGUAAUGCAGCUGGUGAUAUCCUCGAUAGUGAUGAGAAACGCCUUCAAGAACUCUCUUCACGUUUAGUUGCCAACAAAGUGCUUCUCAACCCUGGUACGAGCUAUCACCAUAGGGUUCUUGGGAUGUUCCGUCUCACUCACACACUCUACCCAUCCGUGCAGGAAACCGGAUUGGCGAGAGUAGAAAAAACACUUAAAGAAAUACGUAGUGGAAAUGUAUAAGCUUUAGUUAAACUUUCCUUUUGUGCAACUUUAUUUAUGUAAUACAAUAUUUUUACAAAGCUUGGAAAUUAAUAUGAUGACUUUCUUUUCGACGCUCUGCCUCGUCUUCCUUUUUCUCAUGUAUGUGUAAUCCAAACACGACAGCGCCGAAGAGGACGCAAAGGACUGCUACGACGACAGUAACGAAGGGGAUCCAUUUGUUAGUUUUCAAGUACAUCUCUAUAUGCCAAUCGUGGUUGUAGUAGGCUGGUGUGAUGAUUACUUGUGAAUUUGGUAUAAUACCUUCAAAAUUCAUAUGCUGCGAGCUUCCAUUUUUGGACGUACUUCCCACAUGAAGGUUCUCGAUGUAAUUGUUAGUCCUUCCUAGUCCUAUGACACUGUAAGGGGUUAAAAGCGCAUCGAAUGCUGUACUAGGUAGUUGUGGUAUUGAGGCAGCCAUUCGUUUUCCAUUCGUAUCGAGUAUUGUGAAUUUGUAUGUACCACCUAUUGCAUUGACACCGAAUGGUUUGUAUCUCCCAGCUGUUGGACUGUCGCACCAAUUUUCACAUGCGCCAUUCAACAUUAAUGUCUUGAUGAAAAACGCGUCAUUCGCUAUAUUAUUCUUGAUAAAUGUUACAGAGUUCAAGCGUUGGAGCAUAAUGUCUAAGCUACCAUCUUCAUCUAUAUCAAUCCAACUAGCUGCUCUUACAUCCUUGAUGUCCUUCAAUAUGGUUGUUUUGGAAUCAUCACGUAAUGUUAAACUACGUGUUUUGUUGACAAGUACAUUAUCGAGGAUGGCACCACGUGUGGUGGAUCCAUCUGAAAGUAAGCAAAGUAUAUCUGGAAAACCAUCUAAAUUGUAGUCACCGAUUUUGAGACUGAGUGGUAAACCAGGUUGGAGUGAAUGGUCUACCAUCUUAAGUCGCAAAUUGGAAUUUUGAGUGAGCUGUUCAAUUGGAAUUUUGAGCCUCUUUUCCUGGUUAUAUUCAAAUUUAUCGUCUGCUACACAAAGUUCAGAAGGCGAUCUACAUUCACCUCCACCGCCUGAGAUUAGUGAAGGAUGUAGCAAUGCUUCAAAGCUACGUGAAUCUACGCAAAGUGGUAUUUGUUUAUUGAAAACGACAUUAAUUGAGCAACUUUUACCUAAGCCAUCCCGUGUAGUUGACUCACAGGUGGGAAAAAUCAUAUCAAUUGUACCAUCUCUAUCGAAAUCUGCAAAUGAAAUCAUACCAGUUCCUUUUGGAAGUGAGUUUUGAGAAUGUAAGACAAAGUUGUCAUUAGCUGGGUUAUUAAGCCAUAUUUGAUAGCUUGGUUCAUGUCCAGAACAAACGAGGAAGAGAUCGGCGAGACAGUCUCCAUUGAGGUCUAUGAAAGCAUUGCUGUGUGUCUGGCUCAUCUUACAAGGUGUGCCAGUGGAUGUGUCGAAAUUGGGUUCUAUAAUGUCGUACGGCUGGUCGCGAUCAUCGAGAGUAUUGGAGUAUAAAGACAAUUGAUCAUCUUUGGUACCCGCAUCGUAACGAUAAGCGAGGAAAUCGUUCGAUAGUCUACCUUGUGCAUCGAAGAAUGUCGGUUGGGUGUAUGAUAUGUUAGGAAGUUGUACUGGUGAUUCAAAACCGCCAUUGCCAUCACCGUGGAAUAAAUAAAGUUGUAUCUCUGUCGUUGUACGCCCCUCACCGACAGCCAUUACAUCGAGUUUACCAUCGUGGUCGAUAUCUGUAGCGACUAAAGUUGAUAUUUUAAAAGGAACGCUAACUGUUGAAUUACUCUCAAAGGUGUAUUUGUCAUGAUUCCAUAGAUGCGACCGUAUUGUCUUCUGGUCAGCAUCGACAGAGAGGAUAUCUAAAUAUUGAUCACCGUUGAGAUCUCCUAAUGCAGAUACGCGACCUGAUAUUCCGUCUAAACCUAGUUCUCCAGCGUCAAUUAAACCAUCCUGUGUGAAUCGCUGCUUAGUGGAAAUAUCCCAGCCAUAAGCCAAAGUUGUUAAACUAGUUGUAGCUAAAAGUAUUCUAUUAUCUAUUAUUCUCAUUUCGUAGUCCUUGAUUAAGAACAGCGAUGAGUGUGCUGGAUCAUCCGAUAGAAUUUCUACCAACGAGUACGCAAUGGAGUGAAGAUAACAAUCCUGGUAAGCCACCUACCAGAAGAUUAAAGAGGCUUUCUCUACUCAACGGAAAAGAUAACGAUAGACGGCGAUCUGAGAGUACGGAAGCGGGUUCAUCGAUAAGCUCAUUAAGUAGCGUGAGGAGGAGCAGUACUCUAAGUACGAUUGCUACACCAAGAAAAUACAAGCCAAGUACAGAAUACAUCCCUUAUCGUGCACACAAUAGACAUUCAUCCAGUUUGGAUAGCUACUCUAGCGAGAGCAGCACACCUUUACAACAUACACCGCCGAUGACGCUAUUUGAUCAACACGCUCCUUUAUUAGCCAAUAUAGCUCACAAAGAGUCUGUUGUCAACGAUCUUAGAUAUGAGCUCGACUUACACGAGAAAGAGCUCAGGAAAUUACGGAUGGAUUGGCGGAGGAUCACGGCUGCUGCUAACGCUAACAGCAAUAGGAGAAAUAGCAAGGAUAACAAUAGUGAUGACCAACAGACGCUGGUGCAGGCACCUACAGCGCACAAUAGAACUCCCUCACCAUUAAAUGCUAAUAUGCAGCCCCGUAGAAUGUCACAUACGGAAAAUACACCAAAUGCGAUCAUACAACAAGGUGUUGAUAUGUUGGUAGAGGGUGUCGGUGCAUUCUGGGAUGGAUUCAAGAAUGGACCAGGUCAAGGACCACCAAGACGAGCAUAACUUUAAUGUAACAUAUACAUAAUUCUUACAUACAAUAUCGUUGAUUAUUC